Osmerus eperlanus (European smelt) is the source of this 3925-nucleotide messenger RNA. RefSeq names its product ST3 beta-galactoside alpha-2,3-sialyltransferase 5 (gene st3gal5). The record is from RefSeq and is a predicted model, not a curated record. Bases 294 to 1409 code for a protein of 371 amino acids. Lineage: Eukaryota; Metazoa; Chordata; Actinopteri; Osmeriformes; Osmeridae. The transcript has 6 exons. Gene Ontology annotation, molecular function: lactosylceramide alpha-2,3-sialyltransferase activity.
UAUCCACAGAAGUGGAUAGAUACUGAAAAAACUGGGGGUUUCACGCAGACCCUCUCCGGUCCCCGGUCCAGUGACCCAGACUGACUUUAGAAUUUGGCGAUUGCAUGCAUCUUAUCUCAUCUUCUGGUCUUUAGACAGUAUGCUGUUCCAAGUUAUUUAUUAACCACAGUACAGUAAAAAAUGUUUUAUUGGGGUCUGAAAUUAUGUGAGCAGGCCAUGGCCAUAGCCGGCCAAAGCGGAGCAGAUUGAACAGAACCGACACUACAACACGUCCGGUUGAGGUCUGGAGCAUAAUGAGAAUACCAAAGCGCUGUGGAUCCCGUAGGCGUCUUCUAGUGCCCCUGGUGGUGCUGAUUCUGAUCUCUCUGGCUUUCGUCACCCUCCCUCUGUUCGACUCUAACUCCCAGAAGCCUCUGAUGUGGCAUGUUGACCCUGCUCAAAGGAAGCUGGUUCAGUCCUACGUGCAGAGAGUUCUGAAAGAAGAAUGCCGGCCCAAAUUCACAAGGAAGGCCUUGGAGGCGCGGCUUCAGGGUGGCAGUCAUCUGACCCAGCCCUUCCUGUGGAAGGACACGCCCCUAACCCCGGACACAUUUAGGUACCCGCCCCCUUUUGGCUUCCAUGGCAUGGAGGACAAACUGCAGGAGGUUCUCAGGCUCCUCUCCCAGCCCCCCUCUGACCACGCCGAUGACCCCACUCAGCAGCAAGACAGGAAGCAGUGCCACCGCUGUGUGGUCAUGGGAAAUGGAGGCAUCCUCAGAGGCAUGAAGCUGGGUGAACUUAUUGACCGCUUUGACAUGGUCAUCAGGCUGAACAGUGGUCCUCUGGGGGUUCACACGGUUGACGUGGGGAACCGGACCUCCUUUAGGAUAAGCUACCCUGAGGGCAGCCCGCAGGUCUGGCAGGACUUUGACCCGAGUGUUGUGUUUGUGGCUGUGGUCUACAAGGCUGUGGACCUGGCCUGGCUCAGGGCCAUGAUCACCAGACAGGCUGUGUCUUUGUGGAACUGGCUGUUCUUCUGGCAGAAUGUUCCAGACCAGAUCCCGGUGGAGGUGAAUGGGUUCCGGGUUUUGAACCUGAAGUUGAUCAGGGAGGUGGCUCUGGACCUGCUGCACUACCCUGAGCCGAAGCCUCGGCUCUGGGGCUGGGACCAGAAUGUUCCUACUCUGGGAGUGACUGCCCUGCGCCUGGCCAGCCUGCUGUGCGACGAGGUGAGUCUGGCUGGCUUUGGGUACAACCUCAGCCAGCAGGAGGCGCCGCUGCACUACUACGACAACCUGUCCAUGGCAGCCAUGCUGCAGCAGGACAUGCACAACCUGGACUGUGAGAGGAGCCUGCUGCAAAGCCUUGUCAGGGAUGGCUCCAUCUCAGACCUGACCGGGGGGCUACACUGCUCCUUCUGCCCCAGCUGAGGCCUCUCUGCCGGGCGCUCACCACCACCCGCACCCCUACCAUCCAUCCCCCCCAGCCUCAUGCUGUAUCCUGCCGCCCAGUCCAACUCCACUGUACUGUAAAACCUAGUUCCCUAUGGUUAAUACUAUAAUAAUAAUAUCAUCAAUCCAGGUCUUGAUUACCAAAAUCUUGGUAAAAGUGUUUUUUUUUUAUUAGUAGGUGUCAACUCCCAACUCCAUUUGUCCCUAGUAGUAAAAAAAAGAAAGAAAGGAAAACGUUUGAAGACUUCUGUGAUGUAUGAGUGCCUAUGAUAAUUGGCCGUGUUCAUGGAUCACUGUGAGGAUUUGAGGCAACCCCAAAAUGAAUAGUCAUAAAAAAUCCCCCACUGCCAACCUUUAAGGGUACAACAGGUAAGAUUUAUUCAGUAAAACGUUUUUUUACUGAAUACUUAAAUGGAAACUAGUGAGGCUCUAUGAGAGUUGUUGACAGCUCAAUGCCAGUGGAAUCAGCUGCAGCGAGAUGGAUCAAACUUGAGCUGGAGGAAAGCAUGGAAACUAAGAAUAGAAUUGGGGGUGCUGUUUUCUUAUUGGAAUUAGUUUUAUAAUGUUACCUAUUGCAGCAUUAACCAGAAUAUUUGAGGGGCUGGAUGAGGACCAAAUUGGUGAGUUCAGUUUAAACAUUCAGAGGGCUGCAAUAUGUCAUGCGGAGCUUUGCCCUCCCAACAGUUCCUGAUGCGUUCCUGCGUACACAUUCUGAAACAUUUUUACUCCACACGCGAGCCAGGUCUAAUUUCCCAGUGCCUGGCCUCACUGAUGUCUUGUGGAUGAAUGGGAACAAAUCUCACAUCGAGUUUCCAACAUCGGACAGCCUUCCAAAGGCAGUUAUAGAAGCAAAGCCAUCAUUAUGGAAGGAGAGGUUCAACAGGUAGACAAGCGAGGCCGGAUUAACCAUUAGGGCAACUGGGCACUUGCCCAGGGGCACAUGACAUCUAAGGGGCCCUGGACAGCGUCAACUAAAAUGUUAUAUCACGUUAUGAACGCAGUCCUUACUUUCCUUAAUGUGAGCACUUUAUGGCAACUUGUUCGAUCAAAAUAUGUGUUUGUGUAGUCUAGUAGCUGCUUGCACAAAUGCCGCUUGCGGCUUGCCAGCUCUACGACGCGGGCGGACACUUCGAGUGAGAGUCACGUGACUUGAAGCGCUGAAGCUGGAGGAGAGCGUUCUAUGGGGCCUAUGCCUUGAGCCUUGUUGCCCAGCCUUGUUGCCCAGGGCACAGAAAAUUGUUAAUCCGGCCCUGUAGACAAGUGACACUACCAGGAACUACAUGAAUUUGAAUCCAUUUGAAGCCACCCCGCCCGCCCAUAGACAUACUAUGUAUACAAUACAGGCACAGCAGCUAAACUUGGUGCUUGAUUGGUUAGCAGAGAACGCCUUUCCCUCCGUUUCUGUAAUUCCUGGAUUCAAUCAUCCUUGUGAUGGGUUACUUAUUCAAGAUGCCUCUAGUCAUAGACUGUCUGAAUUAGUGCAAAUAAUCACGUCGUAAAUGUUUUUGGUGAAGGACGUUUAGUGGUUCUUUUACUUCUACGGCGAAAUGCCUGAAUGUUGGAUUUGAUUACAAAGUGUCAGUUGUAGUGUUUUUGUGCAGAAGUACAAAAUAAGUCAAAUACAUUAGCUGGGCCAGUCCAGACAGGAUGCCUUGCUCUUAGAGUUACAUUACAGUAAAUAAACCUCAAGUGGCACCAGUGACUUCAGACCCAGACACCCGCAGUUCCAACAUUCAGCCACCAGAUGGCGUAAGCAGCAUAUUAUCAAAGCAGAUGCCUGGAGCCUCUUUCUGUAGCUUGGUCUAAAGGUAAUAGAUUUUACACUGUAUAUCCAUGUGGACCUGGGUCAAUUACAUAGAUCUGUAAACAAAGUAUUUAAAAUCGAUGUAAAUAAUUUAUCCUCACAGUUGGCAUAUAUUGGACUAAUUGGAUUGGCUUAAUUGUAUUAAUAUGGGAGUCAGAUGGCUGAGCGGUUAGGGAAUCGGGCUGUUAAUCAGUAGGUCGCUGGUUCGAUUCCAGGCCGUGUCAAAUGACGUUGUGUCCUUGGGCAAGGCACUUCACCCUACUUGCCUUGGGGGAAUGUCCCUGUUCUUACUGUAAGUCGCUCUGGAUAAGAGCAUCUGCUAAAAAAAAAUACUAAAUGUAAAUUUCACCAGGAGAUAAAUCACUGAAGGACCUGCAAAUUGUGAUUGACCCAGGUCAAGAAGAGAGAUAGCUGUCUACCUGGACAUACCCUGAAGUUCUUUUCAUUCACAUUUGUUUGUCUUUCAGUCCAGGAGUGUAAGCAUAAAAAACUGCAUGUCAAAUUGUGUCCAGCCUACGGGGUAGGGAAACCCCACAUCAGGGUAGAAGACUAAGUUUAAACAUGGUUAUUGGUCUGUCACUGUUUUGUGAAUCUAUAUGUUGAGAAUUAUGUCCAUACUUCUGUUAAAAAAAGAACGGGGUAACCAUUCAGGGAUAACUACAAUAAAGAAAUGAACAGCAUACAUCCUAAA